GAGAUACUUUGUCGGUUGUACAUCAAGUCCGCAAUUCAAAUUUGCUUUCCGUGUGGUCUUUGUUAUCUCGUAUUUGCAUACAAGUGUUAACUGGCUUAGAAUUAUGUUCGUGCGCCGGAGUAAAUUUAAACAUGUCUUCGGGAAACCAUGCAAGAAAGAAUCCUGUUAUGAAGACAUUCGAAUAACAAAAAGUAGUUGGGAUGCCCGUUUUUGUGCUGUGAACCCUAAAUACCUUGCGAUUAUUACCGAAGCUGCGGGGGGUGGAUCAUUUCUUGUUUUACCUAUUGAAAAGGUUGGUCGGGUAGAACGUGAUGCUCCUCUUGUUGCUGGACAUACGGGAAGUGUAUUAGAUAUACAAUGGUGCCCACACAAUGAUGAUCUUAUUGCCAGUGGUUCCGAGGACUGUACUGUGAAAGUUUGGCAAAUCCCAGAAGGUGGACUGUUACCCAAAACGAAUCUGACUACACCCGUAGCAGAUUUGGUAUGUCACCAGCGCCGCGUUGGUUUGGUUGUCUGGCACCCAACAGCUGAACAUGUAUUAUUAUCUGCAGGUGCUGAUAAUAAGGUGUAUAUAUGGAAUGUUUCUACAGAAGAGCCAUUGGUUGAAAUGAAAUUCCCAGAUAUUGUUUUAUCUGCUUGUUUCAAUUAUAAUGGUUCUCGUUUGGUUACAACUUGUAAAGAUCGGCGUACAAGAGUGGUUAACCCACGUGAUGGAAAAGUUAUUGUUGAAGGUAUUUGUCAUCAAGGCACCAAACCACAAGAAGCUAUUUACAUUAAAGACGAUCGAAUUUUUACUACUGGUUUUUCACCAAUGAGCGAACGCCAAUUUGCUUUAUGGAAUAAAGACGACUUUAGCGAACCUUUACACAUUCAAGAACUGGAUACAAGUAAUGGUGUAAUAUUUCCUUUCUAUGAUUCAGAUACCAAUUUGGUAUAUCUUUGUGGAAAAGGUGAUAGUACAAUCAGAUAUUUCGAAAUUACCGAUGAACAACCAUAUGUACAUUAUAUCAAUAUGCUUACUAGUUCUGAUCCACAACGAGGAAUGGGUUGGAUGCCAAAACGAGGAUUAGAUGUUAAUCAAAAUGAAAUUGCUAGAUUUUAUAAAUUACAUGCGAAAGGUUUAUGUGAAGUUAUUCCGUUCACUGUACCUCGGAAAUCAGAACUGUUCCAAGAUGACCUUUAUCCAGAUACAAUCGGUGAUAUGCCUUCAUUGACAGCUGAUGAAUGGAUGUCCGGUAAAGAUGCAGAUCCUAUUUUAAUAUCUCUAAAGGAGGGUUAUGUUCCAAAAUCGAAACCGAAAAAACGUAUUGGGAAGUUAAUCGCAUCCACUCCAGCAGCAGAUAAAGAAGAACAAGAUUCAAAUUUGACAGUUCCACAAACUAAAGUAACAUCGCAUCAAAAUCGACAACCUGGCUCUAAAUCACCAAAUCCUGAAAAUCCUGUCAAAUCUGAUCAUCUAGAUGCAAAUCGACAACGAUUAACUAAGAGUACCCCACCUAAAGAUACUCCAUCUUCUGAACCAGUGAAUGGCAUUUCAACCGGUGCUUGUCAUGCAAAUCACACUGGUAUUCAUCAUCUCAUGGAAGAUAUUCGCAAAAUGAAGAUAAUUAUUAAAGGUCAUGAAAGGCGUAUACAAAAUCUAGAAGAACGUCUAGACUUGACUGAUAGUGGUGGAGAUUGUGUAUCUUCCAUGUCUGUCAGCUCAAUUAAAUAACUGUACACUUACAUCAUUCGUCAGGCCUACAACAAUACCCCCCUUUCAUCCUUAUUAUUAUCUGUUAUGUGCUACCAGUACGUUUACUAAACACUGUGUAGAUCAUGUCAUAUUUUUUGGAUUGAACAGAAUAACAAUGACAAUUAACCUCGCCAUGAUCUGUCGACUGCAUGUAUUAUUCUGUAAGCUUUUUUAAUUUGUAAUAAACAUCAGAAAAAAUCUGUCUUCCAUUCACUAUGAACAAAAUUAAACAUAUGAGCUCAUUUCUUUAUCUCUAUGAUCAGCUCUUUUCAGUCUUACUCUGUCCCCCCUUUAUUUAUCUGUGUGUAUGUGUGAAUCAAUUGAUAAUUGAUUAGCCUUUCAAAUAAACAAUACUUUUUAGCAUUUAUUAAUAAAACAAUAUAUAUACUCUUUGGCAGUUUGCCUUCUUUCUUGUUUUUUCUCUAAGGCAUAAUGUGCGGUUUUAAUAGUUUACAAAUUUACAUUUUUGCUAAUUAGUUUACUUUAAUACAACAAACGCAUAUACGUAGUCUUUGCAUUAUAUCUUUAUAUGCCUUUACAAUUCGCUAAAAAUGUGCCACAACCAUAUAUGUAUAUAUGGGCUGUGUUUGCAUGUUAACCUGUGUUUACUUAUUCAAUGUGUGUGUGUGUAGAAAAAAAAUUAUAAAGUUGAUGUAUCGCACCAGAGUGCCCAUAAAUUUUCUUUUCUUUACUACACAUAGACACAUUGUUAAUGAUUUCGAUGUCUCUUUCCGUUUCUUCGUUUUGACACCGUUUUCCAGCAAAUGAUGAGAUGUUCCUCUUCAGAUUUAUUUAUUAAUUUCGGUUCGAAAAUCUUCGGUUGUCUUACACAUGUAUGUGUGCUGAUUGUUCAUCUACCGUUUGGUCUUAUCAAAAAGCAUAUUCUUCACACUGUUAACACACGAAUAUAAUGAUAACAGUGAUGACAACAGUAAUAUAUAUAUAUAUAUAUAUAUAUAUAUAUAUAUAUAUAUAUAUAUAUUCACUUUCUUGUGUGUGUUACUUGCAUGACAUCUUUUUAUUCUAUCAGUCUAUCUUCCUCAUUGUUUUCUUGUAGUUUAGAUGUUUAUAUUUCCUGAGUCACUAGAUCGUCUUAGACUAUUCAUACUGAAUUCUAUGUAGAUUUUUUUAAAGGUCCAAUUAACUGUAUUUCUAUAAUUGUUUACAAACUUUACAGCUUCUUUACCUCAGUUUAUUUGUCUUGAUAUUAUAUACGUGAAUAUGUGUCCCUUCUGUCUUUACUUUUUAAUCAAUGUCUGUGGGAUUUCACUUUUUCGAGGAAAUAAAACUGAUUAUCAAAUGGAAUUUUGAUGACUUAGAAUUCAGAAAUGUUCUCAUUGAAUAAAUGCCUUUAGUUAAUGUUAUUUGUUGUUCAUUUAGGCGUUAUCGUUUAUACUGUUACUGUUGCUAUUUCAUUAUUUUCAAGGUGGAGAAUAAUAAGUAUCCUAAAAUGG
Schistosoma mattheei is the source of this 3189-nucleotide messenger RNA. The record is from the annotation of a GenBank genome assembly. Lineage: Eukaryota; Metazoa; Platyhelminthes; Trematoda; Strigeidida; Schistosomatidae.